UCUCAUGAGUCUUGCACAAAGAUACCUGGCCGGACCAACUGUGGAAGCCCAGGUAGCCGAUAUGAUCUUCGAGUUCCUUGACGAUAGUGAGGUGUCAUCAGGAAGUUCAUGCAAUUCUAGUGACCACAACAACAAUCGCGAAAUAGAAGAAGAUGAAACUGUUGGUGAUCCGGAGGAGAACAAAUUGUUUUGGGAAUCUCAAGAACAAGAUCUCGCUGAAUGUUUAUUUAGAACUAGCACAAUUGAGUCGAAAAUAAGGCAGGCAACAAGAGAGAUUGUGAAGGAGAUUAAAGGGGUGGCCGUUUGCGGAUGUGGGUCUGCUACGAUGGCGGUUGAUGGUUGCCGGAGGUGUUUCCAGAGGGUGAUCUCCGACAGGUUGCAACAUGCAGGCUACAGCUGUGGCAUUUGCAAGGCGAAGUGGAUGAAUCUAAAACAAAUCCCAGCAGGGGAACACACCUAUAUAGAAGUAUUGGACAAUUCAAACUCUAAAAAAGGGGUUACAAGAGUGAUUAUUGAGUUAAAUCUACGGACAGAAUUCGAGAUGGCCAAGGGUAGCCAAGAAUACAACCAUCUAAUAAGCCGGCUACCAGAACUAUACGUCGGAAAAACAGAAAGACUUGAAUCAUUGAUCAAGAUACUAUGCUUGGCAUCGAAAAGGUGCAUGAAAGAUCAAAAAAUGCACAUUGCUCCAUGGCGGAAGCUCAAAUAUAUGCAAGCUAAAUGGCAUGGAGUACGUGAAUCUGAAUCGGGUUUGUCUCCUGAUAUCUUGCCGAUUGUUGAGCGUUCUAGACGUUUGUCAAGGCCAAUGGUUUCAUUGCUUACCUUUGAUUUGGUUGAGAACUUGAGCAUGUCAUCUAGUCUACAUAAAUGGCAAUUAAUAACAGAGGCUUGUUGAGGAUGAUUUGGAGAUUGCUAGUAUAAGAUGUAGUUUUAGGAGAUGUUUUGGUGGAUGAGAAAAAUAAAGAGUUGGUUCAUGCUUUCGUUUCUAUGUAUUGUUUCUCACUUCUAUAUUAGUUAAAGAUAAGAUGUAGAAUCGUAACACACUUUUGUCUUUGAAUAAAACUUAUAUAUAUUCUACUAGUUAGGUGCCCGCGCGAUGCGGCGGGAGCGA
Messenger RNA from Helianthus annuus (common sunflower), 1111 nucleotides. RefSeq lists its product as uncharacterized. NCBI's taxonomy places the organism in Eukaryota, Viridiplantae, Streptophyta, Magnoliopsida, Asterales, Asteraceae. The coding region runs from base 5 to 895 and encodes 296 amino acids. The record is from RefSeq and is a predicted model, not a curated record. The transcript is spliced from 3 exons.